This is a messenger RNA of Monopterus albus (swamp eel), 3906 nucleotides long. It is a transcript of the gene dnajc5ab, whose product is annotated as DnaJ (Hsp40) homolog, subfamily C, member 5ab. Lineage: Eukaryota; Metazoa; Chordata; Actinopteri; Synbranchiformes; Synbranchidae. Gene Ontology annotation, biological process: regulation of synaptic vesicle cycle. The transcript has 5 exons. The record is from RefSeq and is a predicted model, not a curated record. The coding region runs from base 132 to 722 and encodes 196 amino acids. Gene Ontology annotation, cellular component: presynapse; intracellular membrane-bounded organelle; membrane.
AAGCAAGGCUGAACUGUGAUGCGAGUAUUAUAGAACUCGCCUCACUCACAGAAAAUAGAAGCCACGCUGCUUGGGGUUGAAUAAGGUGAGGGGCUGACUGAGACGAGGAACGAGAGAGUGAGAGAGAGGCCAUGGACCAUCAGAGGCAGAGGUCUCUCUCCACAUCAGGAGAAUCACUGUACGCCGUGCUGGGAGUCAACAAGAACGCCACAGCAGAUGACAUCAAGAAAUGUUACAGGAAACUGGCAUUGAAGUUUCACCCAGAUAAGAACCCAGACAACCCAGAGGCAGUCGAAAAGUUUAAGGAAAUCAACAAUGCCCACUCCAUCCUGACCGACACCACCAAGAAGAACAUCUACGAUAAAUACGGCUCGCUGGGGCUCUACGUCGCAGAACAGUUUGGAGAGGAGAAUGUCAACACCUACUUUGUUCUGUCCAGCUGGUGGGCAAAGGCCUUGUUCACCUUCUGUUGCCUGGCCACAGGUUGUUAUUGCUGCUGCUGCCUGUGUUGCUGCUGUAACUGUUGUUGUGGUAAAUUUAAACCCCGGCCACCCAUGGACCAAGAACCAGAGUUCUACGUCUCUCCUGAGGACCUAGAGGCCCAGAUGGCUGAUGAUGAGAGAGAUGGUGUGGAGCCCAUUGUGGUGCAGCCAUCUACAGUAACAGAAACCACUCAUCUCACCUCGGAUGCACAUCACAGCUACAGGACCGAUGCAUACUAGACACACACAUUCAGCUCACACCUGACAGUUAACCAUAAGUACAGUUAAACCAAUAACACACACAGCAAGAUCGACCUUUACAUACUGCAAACACGCUGUCCACACUUUCUUAUCUGUUCCUCUGUUAUUUUCCCUUCAUCCACAGGAGCAAUUAUUAAUGCCUCGCAUUCACGCACACACAUCAGCAAAUAAUGAUGGUAUAGUCAGCCCAAGCUUUUCCUCUAAAUUUCAUCUCAAAUUGGAAUGAGGGUAGAAGAAAGAUAAAAGGGAGGAGAGAAAACAACAAAUCAAAGUGAGACAUGAGUGAUCCUGUGUUUCUUCCUGGGCACACAACAGGCAUGGAGUUUUAUAUCCCUGUGUAACGUCCACCUUACGACAGGCCCAUUGUUACUUUCAACUUUGAAGACUCUCAGCCAAAAUAUCAAACACACUUGAUAACAAUUGUCUGGUGCAGACAGGAGUACAGCAUGCAAACAGGGACAGCUGUCUCACAGCAGUGUAGUUACAAGGUUUCUCUAAUGUAAAUGUAGACACAUUUGCAAAAUACAUGAAAGACAUAAGAUGGUUUUACCUGUAAGAGCUUUGCACAGUUAACACAUGCUGCUGUCAUGUCUCUUUGGAAACUGUUCUGGAGUUUGAGGAGCAGACAACAUGGCAACUAAAUUUUAGGAAAUUGAAUAAUAAUAAUAAUGGAAGAUAUAGCCAGAGCUGUGGAGGAGAGAGUUGUUCCACUAAAGCUGUGCAAUGAAUUCUAACAGUAAAGCUUUUAUCAUGUGAAACUAACUAUGCCACUGUGCAUAAAAUGGGAUUUUCACUCUUGCACUUGUCUUUACUGUGUUGGUGGAUAAACCUAAAACAUGGAGAAGCCUUGUAGCUGUAAAGCCUUAUUCAUGCUUUCUGUGUCAGUAUGACGUUGCUUUCGUCAACGGCAUAUUGCUCAUAUCAUUCAACAUUUUGUUUUUAAACAAGGAAAUUACUACCUUGAAUGUUUCAUCCUUGUGCCUGGAACUGAAACACUUUUAGAUGUUGUCUCGGAAAGGUUUUCCGCUGGCAGAUGAGAAACAAGCUGUCUCCUUUUAGCUUGCUGAAAACCAAAAGGUUCUCUCUCCACUGGAAGAAAUAGGUCACUGAUCCUGUCUGUAUGUUUAGUGAGGAGUAUAUAUGACUGGGCUGGGGUGGAAGUAUUUAUUGGUCCUCAAAACCCUCAUGAGCAUCACCACAGGAGCACCUCUCAUUAUGGAGAGAGCAGCUCACAAAAUCAAACAGAAUGAGUGUAGCUACUCACAUUCACUUGGACCAUCAGGUUCAAUGGGGCUUGAUACGCUUUGCCGUGUCAGAAGGAUGCCCUUUACAAACCGCCAGGCUAACACAAGACUCUGAAUCCUAAAGAUUUACUUAUGGCUGAUCAAUGUGGUAUGUGGCCAACAUUAGCAUGUUGGCUUUGUUAAAACUGGCUUGCUGAAUUUGCCUUACAGCUGCUGGGACUGAAUGUUGACCAGCCCUGGCAAGUGUGACCGUGACUGAACUGGUAGCUGGAGAUCAACACCAGCCAGUAGACAAUACUGCUGCAUAUUAACUCUGACUGGUGUGUCUGCUCCAUUAUGGAUCUCCUGCAAUCCUCCUCCUGUUCUAACUUCUUCUCUCCUCUUCUCCUUUACUUCCUCCUUCUUUGACUGUAUAUUCAAACUCUGCACUCUUUCUUUUACACAUGAAGGACAGAGCACUCUGUUUCACAUUGAAGGCUAUGUGUGUGAUGUGCUAUUGUAGCCUAUAUAGAGUCCAGUGUUAUUAGUAAAGGUACUGAGCUGCUGUCAUCUUCAAGGUCAUACAGUACAUACAUAUACACAGUCUUUUUUUUAGGUUGUGAGAAAUAAUAAUGCUGUACAUGUCAUGUAGACUGUGUUCAGAUUUGCUUUGUAUUGUUUCUAUUAUUUGUGUUCUUAAUGAAGGGAGGAUAUCGAUAUCCAAAGUCUCAUUUGUAUGGCAGAUGUUUUGUAGAUUAUGCAAUCAUUAGCACAACUGAAGAGCAAUUUUCAGCUUAAUGUUUUUUAAUCAUGUUUUGUUUUGUUUUGGUAGUUCUUUACUUAUUUGUCACACAAGUUGUACUGUAGCUCAGCUGUAGUAGAAAAUAUAGGAACAUUGUGGUUGUUUGUGUCAACUGUUUAAUUUUAGUUAAAAGAACAGCACCUACAUUGAACCAAACAAGUUAAUUUAUUAGCUAUUUUUUCUUUGACUGCUCAAUCAAACGCACUCUUUAUGCAUUUAUACAUAUCAUGAUGAAGUGCAGAAAAGACUAAGCAAGUGUCUAUCGUGGCGGUCCUCUACUCACAAACUUCCAAUCACUAUCUAGCAAUCUGUGGGUUCAUAAAAAAUUAAGCUGAAUCCACUUUUUCUUGUCUCAUUUUCACAAUCAGUUCUUGGUUACAUCGGUACAAAUCUGAGACAAAACAAUCUACACUGUCAGUUCUAGUAAAUACACGGUUCAGAACAGGACCCUUUUUUUGUUUUUUGUUUUUUUUUUUGUUCCUUGUUUUUGUUUAGUUUUUAAAUUUGUCUUCCACUUUUCAAUUUGUACCAUCUUUGGAAUACAAAAGGUUUUCAAGGGUCUUUUAAAUGGUUUUUAUGAACUGCAGCUGCUCUGUUUAUCAAAUGUAUCUACAGUUGAUAAGUUUUUGUACUUGAUGUCAUGUGAUCACUUACCACUGAAACGCCACAUUGUUGAACCAAAAUCCCUAAUUUCCUUUUCUCAUUUUCCACUGUUGACCAAACACACAACUUUGAAUGAAUGCAGUGUGAAGCCUAAAUACAUAAACCUGGAUUCAAAAAAACUUCCAGUGUUGGGUCUAAAAUGGUUACAUAAGUAACAAGAACUGAUGUGAAUAUAUUGACCAGAUGAUAAUAAUAUUGAAGCAUUAUUUUAUUAUUUUUUUGUUUGUUUUUAAUCAUUAUGCACUAGCUUGUAUGUCAAGGCGAAGUAUAUCAUUUUAAAUGUGAACCAUUUUGACAGUGAAGUGGAAAAAUGGUAGAUCUGCUGUAUACACACACACACCGUGACACAGUACACAGUUAUGUAGAGGUUUUCUGUUUGUAGCAUGGACUGAUAAUGUUUAUGUCUGUCAGGCAGACGUAUGUGUAAAUUAAUUGUCCGAUAUACUGUUGUAAAAUAAAUGUUUCUGAUGCUUCA